UCAAGUCAAAGCUAAAGUUAUCAAAUGUCAACACUGUCAAACAAAUCGGUUUCCACUGAAUUUUCAGUAAUUCAGUUACAGAAUUUUUAAUUUAUCGGUAGCUAAAAGUGAAAUUUGUUUCCAUUUACCAGUAACAUGAUGCAACAUCAGUACUGGGUAACAAAAAAGACUGUGCUAAAAAAACUAGGAACCAAAGAGGAUGAGUGUAUUGUUGCGUCCGACGCCGAGCUUGAUGCCAAACUGGAAUUAUUUCGAUCAAUAUCAGACAGCUGCUUACAAUUACAGCGAGUAUUGGACCAAUAUCAGGAGCGAUUGUGUAUUUUGGCUCAAGAGGAAAAUUCAUUAGGAAAGUUCUUGCGAGAUGCAGGGAAAAAUGCGGAUGCGUCUGGUAAACACAUGGUAUCAGCUGGAAAAGCAAUUUCCUAUUCUGGUCAGCAGCGCUUAUCGGUGAGGGGGCCGCUCUUGAGGCUUUAUCAUGAAGUGGAAACGUUUCGAGGUCGCGCCGUGAGCGAUAUGCGGGCGACUGUGUCGGCUAUGGAAAAAGCCCGAAUUGAGUACCGCGCCGCUCUCAGCUGGAUGAAAUCGACGAGCGCUCAGUUAGAUCCUGAUACUGGACGCGGCCUUGACAACUUCCGAAAGGCACAGCGACAAGUACGCGAGAGCAAAAAGCUGUUUGAUAAACUUACUCUGGAUGUGUUGCAAAAAAUUGAUCUCUUAGCUGCGGCAAGAUGUAACAUGUUUUCUCAUGUGCUCUCAAACUACCAAGGGUCCUUCAUAACUUUUGCUACGAAAGUGGCACAAACUCUGACAGCCACUGCGGACACGAUGAAUGCCACUCCGCAGUAUGAGUUUUCUAUCUUGAAGGAAUUAUCUCAGACAUUGGGUGAGAGUGAAGGCAAGCAGGAGGUUACACCACAGGACAAAGAUCAGAUGUUAUUCUUCCAGGAUGAAUUUAAAGAUGAUAAUCCAGAAACCAGUGAGAAAUCUAAAACAGACAACGAAAAUGACAAACAACCGUCCAAUGAGAGAGAUGCGAAGCCCAGUACUUCGCUAAACUUAAUUGAUACAAGCUACUUGGAAUCAGAGUCAUCUAGCGGGAAUGCUGGAAUACUAUCUGAAUUAGCUGGCCUACAAUUGGAUUGUGGUGAUGGACAAGGCGAUUUUGGAACCUUUUUGCCUUCUCAAUUGUUACAGAACUCAUCCAGCUUGCUCCAAGGCCCGAUGACCCCAGUAAGCAGCAACAACAAUCAGACACAAGCAGUGAAAUCGGUACAAACUUCGAAGCCAACACCAAGUUCCGUUAUUCCAAAGAAAGAGGAUAAAGCAGCAUGGUUCAAACUCUUUGCGGAACUGGAUCCUCUUGCUAACCCUGAUAACCUUCUAGGGUCCAACACCAAUCAGAGCCAUGCAGCCUAAUGCAAUUUAGGUAAUUUUCUAGUGAAAGAGCUUAGAUUAUGUUGAAACACAUUCAUUUUAAAUAACAUAGUGGUGUUGUCUCUGUCUAUGCUAUCCUGGACACUGCAACUAUACCUUAUGCGCCGUAACAAGGUGCGGCUGACAGAUUCAGUAACGUUUCGUAUCACUCUUGAAAGUUGCUGCGAUUUAAAAAUUAUGCCUUACUAUAUUAGCUGUGUCACAUUUAUAUUAUGUUAAAUCAUUCGGAAGUGUAGUUAAUUAAAUUAAAACCAACCGGAAUGUUCUAGUCUUUAAAUAAAAUCUAAUGAAAUGAAAAAUAAAGUAAAGUGUUAUGCGUAUAACGUAAAUCCAUAGUCGUGUUUAGUGAUGGGAUGUACUGCUACGAUGGAUAGGUAGUCGAUGUUUUUUUAGAAUAAAAAACGAAAAUCGUGCGUCGUUCAAUUAUCAUUCUUAAAAAACCUUUAAUUAUGUGGGUAAAUCUACUGUAGACGCGGCUCUCUCUGCCCGAACCACAGUGACUUUAUCUGAGCACAAAUAAGUAGUAGACUUUUCCGGCGCCUUUGAUAAUGUGUGGUGGUACUUAAUCUGAAAGAUCGUGGUUGCUUUAGUAACAUAUAUAAACUAAUAUACACUUAUAUUCUUCACGGUUCUGUAAAACUGAAACUCUGAAACCCCUCAGGGCUUGGUCACAAAAUAUUUAUUUUGACAAGUAUAUACACGUAGUUACACUGCACAACUAAAUAACACACACAUUUAAUAAAAAAAUUAAAGAGAAUUAAAUGUAUGCUGCGAGUAUCGAUAGCGAUGAAAAAAGAUUUUUCUAAUGUCCAUCCCUAAAGAGAGACGUCAACGUCAUACUGGCAUCUGUCAGCCGCACCUUGUUACGGCGCAUAGGGUAUAAUAGCAAUGAAUUCGAAUUCACCAAACACUUGUUGCCAUCACCAUCGAAACAUGACACUGUUACUGACAAAUAGCUUGAUUUCAAUGCAUAUUUUCACACAAACUUCUGAAGUAAUGAAUUCAUGUUGACCUAUACCCUUGGUAUGAGUUUGUACGAGAGCGCAUUCGGCGCUCUGAUUGGCCGGCUCGAAUAAUCCAACUAAUCAGUACUCUUAGUACAUGUUUGCUUUUACGCCUUCGGCACUCUGAUUGUUGGUUCAUUUGCGCCGGCCGCACUCUCGUUUCGUUUGCUUGACAUAAAGCAAAUUCAUACUUAAGGAACCUGAAAUUUGUAUACAAUUAUUGAGGUAAAUUACGUUGAAAUGUCUAUGUCUAUGAAUAAUAUGGUAUCUAAAGCAGGAUACUAUACUACCUAUAGAUGUUGGAGUGAUUAAAGUCAUAAUUACGAAUGACCUAUACCUAUUCACGGUGAUAAAUAAGUGAUGUACUUGAAGUAAAAAAGAAGUUUAUGUAUAGGAGUAUUUAAAAAUAUAUAAUAACAAAUAUGUUUGAUCCUAGAAAUAACUUGGAUUAGUACAAUGAAUGUAUUACUAUGCUCAUUAGCUUACAAUAUUUAUAAUCAUGUAUUUUAUGUACAUUUUAUAUAUUGUACACUGCUCUACUAUUUAAAAUGUAACAAUCUGAUAUAAAAGAUCUGUUGAUGUGACAAGUAAAUCCGAGUAAUCGAAUAUUGGGGCUCCAAUCCUAUCAAGCAUCUUCGGAUUCUGUCGUGGCCCGAGUGGGACUUAGCACAAGCGUGUGAUCCGUGGGACGCGACAAAAUGGUGGCCCAUUUAAUUUGAUAAUUUAUCAAUCGUAGUACUUAAGUUGUAUAACAUUUUGUGUGUUGGAAUUCUUGUUUAAAUAUAUAUUUAGCUAGUUUUAGAGUAUUAUAUUUAAAGUACUUAAUUUUAUCACCAAAGAUUGAUGUUAUUUGUAUGUUUACUAUAUUAAUAUUAUGUUGGUGUUAUUUAGAUUAAUUAUUUUAUUGUGAUAAAGUAUAUGUAACAAACCUAUUUACAUUCCGAUUAUUGUGUUUAUAAUCGAUUUCCUACUUUAUUAUGCGAUGGGAAUAUUUUGAUGAGUCAUUUCUUGUUAUUUAACAUUAACAAAAAAAAGCAGAAUUGUUGGACAAUAAAAGUCUCAUGAAUAUGUAUCAAAAAAACCGAUGUUAUUAUUGUCAUGAAUAAAAAAAUUAAACAUCUGUAAAAUUACAAUGUUAAAAUGUUUUUACAAUCAAUCUGUACACUAAUAUAUCUAGUCAUCUAUGGAUCUUAUGCUUUUAAAAGGAAUUAUACCAAAAAUUUAUAUGCUUUAUAUCCUUACAAUUAUAAUUAGAUUGUUUUAGUUUUAGGAUAUUAUUUUAUUUACUUUUUAGUGUUAUGUGCAUUCCAUUUUUAAUCUUAAUUAAAAAUAAAUGUAACUGA
This is a messenger RNA of Spodoptera frugiperda (fall armyworm), 3781 nucleotides long. It is a transcript of the gene ICA69, whose product is annotated as islet cell autoantigen 1. Gene Ontology annotation, molecular function: protein domain specific binding. NCBI's taxonomy places the organism in Eukaryota, Metazoa, Arthropoda, Insecta, Lepidoptera, Noctuidae. Gene Ontology annotation, cellular component: Golgi apparatus. Gene Ontology annotation, biological process: regulation of transport. The coding region runs from base 136 to 1416 and encodes 426 amino acids. The record is from RefSeq and is a predicted model, not a curated record. The transcript is spliced from 4 exons.